AUGGCACCGGAGGACAUGGAGAAGACGACCUUCUUCAUCCUAUGGGGAACUUUCUGCUACAAAGUGAUGUCUUUUGGGCUCAAGAACGUUGGGGCAACUUACCAAUGGGCUAUGGUAGCGUUAUUCCACGACAUGAUGCACAAAGAGAUUGAGGUCUACGUGGAUGACAUGGUGAUAAAGGGGAGUGCCUUGGUAGAUUACCUGGCUCAACAGCCCAUCAACGACUACCAGCCUAUACAUCCAAAAUUCCCUGAUGAGGACAUCAUGACCUUGUUUGAGGAGGAAGUACAGGAUGAAGAUAGAGACAAAUGGAUUGUGUGGUUUGACGGCGUGUCUAAUGCACCAGGCAAUGGAGUUGGGGCAGUAUUGGUUUCCCCUGACGAACAAUAUAUACCUUUCAUGGCUAUGUUGGGUUUCGACUGCACAAACAACAUAGCUGAGUAUGAGCUGAAGGGUGAAUGGGAGACCAGAGACCAUAAAUUGGUGCCUUACCAGGCUUACAUCAGGAAGUUGAUAGAGUUCUUUGAUGACAUGUCCUUUCACCAUAUUCCUAGAGAGGAAAAUCAGAUGGCCGACGCCCUUGCCACACUAGCGUCCAUGUUUCAGCUAAGCCCACACAAAGAUUUGCCAUACAUUGAAUUCUAA
This is a messenger RNA of Glycine soja, 645 nucleotides long. RefSeq lists its product as uncharacterized. The transcript has 3 exons. The record is from RefSeq and is a predicted model, not a curated record. The coding region runs from base 1 to 645 and encodes 214 amino acids. Lineage: Eukaryota; Viridiplantae; Streptophyta; Magnoliopsida; Fabales; Fabaceae. Gene Ontology annotation, molecular function: RNA-DNA hybrid ribonuclease activity; nucleic acid binding.